This is a messenger RNA of Gossypium raimondii (Peruvian cotton), 1758 nucleotides long. Its product is annotated as GATA transcription factor 5. Gene Ontology annotation, biological process: regulation of DNA-templated transcription. The coding region runs from base 730 to 1593 and encodes 287 amino acids. The record is from RefSeq and is a predicted model, not a curated record. Lineage: Eukaryota; Viridiplantae; Streptophyta; Magnoliopsida; Malvales; Malvaceae. The transcript has 2 exons. Gene Ontology annotation, molecular function: zinc ion binding; sequence-specific DNA binding.
GGCUUUCCUGGUCCCAUCCCCAUUAGCCCCCUCUUUCAUUGUUUUUCUUUCUUUUUAAAGUUUUGGCCUUUUAGGGUCUUUUUUCAAAAACCAGAGCAGGCUUCAGAGUCCAAGCAGGCCUUGGAUUUCUGACCCCACUGAACCUUCUCCACAGUUGCACUCAAACUCCUCCCUCCAUUGCUCCCUCCAUUGCCUCAUCUAACCCAAAUUUAAAACCAUAAAGAGAACAAAAUUCAAAAUUUGUCCCCCCAUCUUAGUUAAUUUAAUAACCCCAAGAAUAAUAUGAUAGAUAAAAGAAAAACUGGUCUUAUUCUUGUAUAUUAUUAUAUAAUAUAUAUGUAUAUAUGUUUAAGCAGUGAGAAAGAGAUAUGGGCAAUUUUCUUUUUCUUUAUUUUUUUUCUCCCUUUUCCCUAGUGAUUCAAUAAGUUUUGAAUUUGAUUGUUUUCUUUAGCUUUAUCUGCCGACAGAGAACUAGGCCAUAAAGAGGGGGCACAAAUAUUGAAUACAGCAGAGCAAAGCCCCGUACUUCAACUCCUAUAACCCUUAUGCUCUAAACCAACAUUUCUUCUUCAUCUUCAUCUUCUCUUUGUUUUAUUUUCUCUGUACUUAGAAGGGUAUUUUCAGUUUUCAGUUUUCAGUUUUCAGUUUUCACUUCAAGUUCCUACCUCUCACUUUCUUUUCUUGAAGCUUAACAACACAGUAGAAAAAUUUUGUUUUGUUUUUUUGGCUAUGGAUUUUCUCAGGAAUGUGUCAGUCUCGGGUGAAUAUCAUCAACCAGAGCAAGUCCUUUCAUCACCAUGCUCUAAACUGGGCGCCUCUAUUGAUGACCUUUUCCCUACUCAAAAUACGGAAGUGGAUGUGAGUUUGGAGUGGUUGUCUAUAUUUGUAGAAGACUGUUUAUCAAGCACUGGAAACUGCAUCCCAGUUGCUGCCACAGCAGCUCCAAAUGUUACCACAACUGCAACAACAACAACAAAGCCUACAAAUUCUGCAAAGAAACCACAUCAAAUCACCCCACCUUCCUUGCAGAAAAUUGUGGUUCCAGGCAAGGCUAGGAGCAAAAGAAAGAGGGUUUCCACAACAUUAUCCAAAACCAAAAACAACCCAUUUUGCAGUUGGUAUCAAAGCCUCCAAUUGCCAAACUCUGACCCUCUUUUGCUUCAACAAUCAUGUUGGUUAGCUGACAGCGAACUCAUUAUGCCCAAAAAGGAAGAUGACAGCAGCAGUGGCAUGGUGGGGUAUAGUGAGGUUGAGGAAUCAACAAAGAGAGAGGGAAUGGAGGAAGAGAAGGCGGCGGCGGCGGCGGUGAGUAAAGAGAGUAUAGGAGAUGGGAACAACAAUGGGGUGAACCAGCAGCAGCCAAGGAGGUGCAGCCAUUGCUUAGCACAAAGGACACCACAGUGGAGAGCAGGACCUUUGGGUCCAAAGACACUAUGCAAUGCAUGUGGGGUGAGGUACAAGUCAGGGAGGUUGCUGCCAGAGUAUAGGCCAGCAAAAAGCCCUACUUUUGUGAGCUAUUUGCACUCCAAUUCUCACAAGAAAGUGAUGGAGAUGAGGAUGUCUUUGUUAUCUUCAAUUCCUAGUGAGCAGUGAGAUGUUAUGAUAUGAUGACUCACUUCCCCUUUUUCUCUUUUAUCCCCCCCAAUGUAAAUCAAAGUCUAGAUAGGAUCAAAUUUGAAGAAAUUCUUCACUGGUAGUAAUGUAGUAAUUCCCUUAUUUGUUUACUGCCUAUCAUUAUAUUAUAUAUACUUUUAUGAA